Messenger RNA from Staurois parvus, 336 nucleotides. The record is from the annotation of a GenBank genome assembly. NCBI's taxonomy places the organism in Eukaryota, Metazoa, Chordata, Amphibia, Anura, Ranidae.
GACUGCAGACAUAGUACAGGAGAUGACCAGAGACUGUGGACAUACUACAGGAGAUGACCAGAGACUGCAGACAUAAUACAGGAGAUGACCAGAGACUGCAGACAUAGUACAGGAGAUGACCAGAGACUUCAGACAGUACAGGAGGUGACCAGAGACUGCGGACACAGUACAGGAGAUGACCAUAGACUGCAGACAGUACAGAAGAUGACCAGAGACUGCGGACAUACUACAGGAAAUAACCAGAGACUGCGGACACAGUACAGGAGAUGGCCAGAGACUGCGGACACAGUGCAGGAGAUGACCAGGGACAGCAGACACAGUACAGGAGACGACCAG